CUCCAACCACUAAGCCACAGAAAGAAAUGAAAGAAACAGAAAAUAAUUAACAACCCUAUUGGACUCUUCUCUACACUGCCAGCCUUUCCUUCUUUGUUCUAAGCAAAGAAACACACCAAAAUUGUCAGCCAUAAAAUUUCUUCCUCACAGAAACUCGUUUGGUUACUGAGAAAAUGGGAACAAAUGAGGCUGGAGGAGUUCAUUACCACUCGGAUACAGAGAUCAUCGAUGGUAAUGAAAAAAUGGCGAAUUACAGCGGUCCGCUGAGUGGACCUCUCAGCGGACCACUGAACAAAAAAAGAUCAGGCACAAAGAAGAAUGCCAAGUUCAACACACCGGAGCCAAUCUCUGCUACCAAGCCUGGCAUUAGUUCAAAUGAUGAAGAAUCUUAUGUCGAGGUCACUCUGGACGUCCGAGAUGAUUCUGUGGCGGUUCACAGCGUAAAACCUGCCGAUCAUCCUCAUCAUGAAGAUCACGAAGAUCAUGUUGAGCUGCUGGGAAAAGGGUUGGAGAAGAGCCCAUCUUCGCUUAGCUCCUCGGUUGUUCGAAAUGCUUCAUUUCAUAUCAAGCGCCUGGCCUCGUUUUCAAAACAAGCAGUAGUAGCAGCAGUGCCUCAUCAUCAUCCGCGAAGGCGGUUUGAUCGAACACAGUCAGCGGCUGCCCCUGCAUUGAAGGGCCUCAAGUUCAUCAGCAAGACUGAUGGGAAUGAGUGGCCUGAAGUUGAGAAGAGGUUCUGCAAGCUCACUGCUUCCACCAAUGGCCUGCUUCCCCGUGCACUUUUCGGGGAAUGUAUAGGAAUGAACAAGGAAUCGAAAGAGUUUGCAGGGAAGCUUUUUGAUGCGCUUGCUCGAAAGCUCGACAUCAAAGGCGAUUCUAUCAAUGAGGAUCAGCUGAAAGAGUUAUGGGAUCAAAUCUCUGAGCAGGGAUUUGACUCCAGGCUUCAAACUUUCUUUGACAUGGUUGAUAAAGAUGCAGAUGGAAGAAUCACCAUAGAGGAAGUCAAAGAGAUUAUUAGCUUCAGUGCUUCUGCCAACAAGCUCUCAAACAUCCAAAAACAAGCAGAUGAGUAUGCAGCAUUGAUCAUGGAAGAGUUAGAUCCAGACAAUCUCGGAUACAUCAUGAUAGACAGCCUCGAAACGCUCUUGUUGGAAGGACCGGAGGAGACUGCAGCUGCGGCAAGAGGAAAAGACAGCCGAAACCUAAGCAGAAUGCUGAGCCAGAAGCUCAAGCCUACAAGAGAGCAUCCACUAAUAAGAUGUUAUAACAAUACAAAAUACUUCUUGCAAGACAAUUGGAAGAGGGUUUGGGUAAUGAUCCUGUGGCUCGGAAUCAUGUUAGGCCUAUUCGUGUACAAAUUUAUGCAGUAUCGAAACAAGGCAGCGUACGAAGUAAUGGGACACUGCGUCUGCAUGGCGAAAGGUGCAGCGGAGACACUCAAAUUCAACAUGGCGCUCAUUCUCCUCCCGGUCUGCCGGAACACCAUAACCUUGCUCCGAAACAAGACCAAACUAGGAGGCGUUGUCCCCUUCGACGACAAUCUCAAUUUCCACAAGGUGAUAGCUGUGGGGAUUGGGAUUGGAGUUGGGAUACAUGCAGUCUACCAUAUGGCCUGCGACUUCCCGAGGCUCAUUCAUGCGAACAGCGAUGACUACGAGCUGAUGAAGCCAUUUUUCGGGGAGGUGCAGCCUUCAAGUUACUGGUAUUUCGUGAAAUCUUUGGAGGGAGUGAGUGGGAUUGUCAUGGUGGUUUUGAUGGCGGUUGCAUUCACAUUGGCUGCUCCUUGUUUCAGAAGAGGUAAAGUUAACCUGCCUAAGCCUCUGAAUAAGCUCGCUGGGUUCAAUGCCUUUUGGUAUUCCCACCACCUUUUCGUCAUAGUCUAUGUCCUGCUGAUUAUCCAUGGAGUUCACCUGUAUCUGACCAAGAAAUGGUACCAGAAAACAACAUGGAUGUACCUAGCUGUUCCACUCACACUCUAUGCUGGUGAAAGAUUAGUUAGGGCACUCAGAUCCAGCAUCAAGCCUGUUCAGAUUCUAAAGGUGGCUCUCUAUCCUGGUAAUGUCUUGGCACUUCAUUUGUCCAAGCCUCAAGGCUUCAGAUACCAUAGUGGGCAAUACAUGUUUGUUAAUUGUGCUGCUGUGUCGCCAUUUGAAUGGCACCCGUUUUCCAUCACCUCGGCCCCCGGAGAUGACCACCUCAGUGUUCAUAUCCGGAUCGUCGGAGAUUGGACCCGACAACUUAAAACGGUGUUCUCACAGGUAUGCCAACCACCUCCUAGUGGGAAAAGUGGACUUCUCACAGCUGACCACAUGCAAGGAGCUGACAACUUGAUAUUUCCAAGAGUGUUGAUAGAUGGACCCUAUGGAGCACCAGCUCAGGAAUACAAGACCUAUGAAGUGGUGUUGUUGGUAGGGCUAGGGAUUGGGGCGACCCCAAUGAUUAGCAUUUUGAAGGACAUAGUGAACAAUAUCAAGGCCAUGGAGGAAGAGGAGGAGGACAAUGCUUUAGAAAAUGAUGGUGGUGGUGGUGACGGUGGCACCAAGUUACCACACAAAUCAUCAAAAACACAUACUGGAUCGGCCUUUACGAGACAUCAUAAUUUUCAGAUCAAGAGGGCGUAUUUUUAUUGGGUGACACGGGAACAGGACUCCUUUGAUUGGUUCAAAGGAGCGAUGAAUGAGGUGGCGGAAUUGGACCACAACAGGGUGAUUGAAUUUCACAAUUAUUGCACUAGUGUGUAUGAAGAAGGUGAUGCACGUUCUGCCCUCAUUGCCAUGCUUCAGUCUUUGAGUCAUGCAAAGAAUGGUGUCGACAUUGUCUCCGGCACACGUGUGAAAUCGCACUUUGCCAAGCCAAACUGGCGUGAGGUCUACAAGCGGAUUGCACUCGAUCACACCGAUGCUACAGUUGGGGUGUUCUACUGCGGGCCACCGGCCCUUACCGAAAAGCUACGCCAGCUGUCCCUCGACUUCUCUCACAAAACCUCCACCCGAUUUGAGUUCCACAAAGAAAACUUCUGAUAACACAAGUCUGUCCACCACAUUAUAUAUAUAAUUAUAAUUAUACAAGUUAAUUACAGGUUGGAUUGAAGAGAUGUGCAAACCAUGUUGUACAAUGAUGUAAUCGUCGUAAUUAUCUCAACUCUUCUUUAUGUCUCAUUAUCAUGUGAGAUGAGAGAGAAUGAGAGAAGAUAAUAUUUUGUAAUAAUAGAAUCUCUCAGGUUUGAAGAGAAAUUCUUGGGUACGGCUGACGCAGCAACACACUCAUUAGGAUUUGAGACUCACAUGUAAGGUCACGUAUUGUUAGGAUGUUGCCGUGUGCAGCAGCCGCAUCUUGAAUUCUCCCGUGUUGUAGCAUAAAGUUUGUAUUCGAGUUAUUUUCUUUUUCCUUAA
Messenger RNA from Pyrus x bretschneideri (Chinese white pear), 3389 nucleotides. Its product is annotated as respiratory burst oxidase homolog protein C. Lineage: Eukaryota; Viridiplantae; Streptophyta; Magnoliopsida; Rosales; Rosaceae. The record is from RefSeq and is a predicted model, not a curated record. Gene Ontology annotation, molecular function: calcium ion binding; NAD(P)H oxidase H2O2-forming activity; peroxidase activity. The coding region runs from base 174 to 3017 and encodes 947 amino acids. Gene Ontology annotation, cellular component: plasma membrane. The transcript has 11 exons.